AUGAAAUUAGUAAUAUUCCAACUUCCAACUACAACUGUCAGAACUACUACAUUGAAAUUGGGUUGUCAGAACAACUGGUUCCAGUGCACAUACGGCGCGUGUGUAGACGGGACGGCGCCCUGCAAUGGCGUACAGGACUGCGCCGACAACUCGGAUGAACUGCAUCCACGCUGCAGGAACGAAUCCUUGCCCAUCCUUUUCUUCAAAUGCCACAACGGAGAGCAGAUCCCAGUCUCUGACCAAUGUGAUGGCGUGCGGCACUGCUCGGAUGGGUCGGACGAGCGGGUGGAAACUUGCGUGGCGCAGACCUGCUUCCCGUACCUGUUCCAGUGCGCUUAUGGCGCCUGCGUCGACCGGGGCUCCCCUUGCAACGGCGCCUGCUUCCCGUACCUGUUCCAGUGCGCUUACGGCUCCUGCGUCGACCGGGACUCCCCUUGCAACGGCGUACGUGACUGUGCGGACGGUUCUGAUGAAUCUGAAGAACUGUGCCACAACGUCGUGGCUACUGAUGACUCCAACAAAUAUAAUGACAACAAAAGCCCAACUCAACCAGGGGUUUGCAUUUUACCCUCGUACCCAAAAAAUGGACGAUACAGGGUCACGAACGGUCCAAACGACUUCCCAGGCCAGUCUGCGGACAUGUAUCUCCUAAAUGUUUCGUGUCACCAAGGUUACAGAUUAGCUGGUGACAGCACUGUAUACUGUUUCCAAGGGUACUGGGUUCCAGAGAAUUUGCCCAAAUGCCUCCGUUCCUGCAGGUUCACACCGCAUCCCAGCGUAGAAUACUCCUGCUUAUCAGACAGGUCCUCACAAAGACGACGGGCUUGCAAUGCAUACGAGCCUGACGGUACAGUCAUCAGGACCCGGUGUAGACCCGACUAUAACGGACGACCUCGUACUAUGAGAUGCGUCGACGGAAAUUGGAACUCAAUUCCCCAAUGUUCAAUGCAUCAUCAAGACGGAACCAACAUCACAAUAUUAGUUAAAGAUCAGGUCGAAGUUCACAUAAGUGGUAUACAGUACGCAUCAAACGAUGUUACUGAAAAGAAAGAGGUAGAAGAUGAUAGCAGUUACGAUAUUGAUGAAGGGGAUUUAAGGAUAGAUGAGUAGCUAGUAAACCUAAACCUAAUAAUAAUAGAGUAAAUUUACAAUUUAAUAAUAGUACUAUUAGUAUAGACAGUG
This is a messenger RNA of Achroia grisella, 1182 nucleotides long. Its product is annotated as modular serine protease-like. Bases 1 to 1110 code for a protein of 369 amino acids. NCBI's taxonomy places the organism in Eukaryota, Metazoa, Arthropoda, Insecta, Lepidoptera, Pyralidae. The transcript is spliced from 7 exons. Gene Ontology annotation, molecular function: protein binding. The record is from RefSeq and is a predicted model, not a curated record. Gene Ontology annotation, cellular component: plasma membrane.